Molecule: messenger RNA, 1392 nt
Organism: Closterium sp. NIES-65
Lineage: Eukaryota; Viridiplantae; Streptophyta; Zygnematophyceae; Desmidiales; Closteriaceae
Source: the annotation of a GenBank genome assembly
AUGGGCGCCUACCUCUAUGGGCGCCUAUCUCUUUGGGCGCCUAUCUCUAUGGGCGCCUAUCUCUAUGGGCGCCUAUCUCUAUGGGCGCCUAUCUCUAUGGGCGCCUAUCUCUACGGGCGCCUAUCUCUAUGGGCGCCUAUCUCUAUGGGCGCCUAUCUCUAUGGGCGCCUAUCUCUAUGGGCGCCUAUCUCUAUGGGCACCUAUCUCUAUGGGCGCCUUUCUCUAUGGGCGCCUAUCUCUAUGGGCGCCUAUCUCUAUGGGCGCCUAUCUCUAUGGGCGCCUAUCUCUAGGGGCGCCUAUCUCUAUGGGCGCCUUUCUCUAUGGGCGCCUAUCUCUAUGGGCGCCUACCUCUAUGGGCGCCUAUCGCUUUGGGCGCCUAUCUCUAUGGGCGCCUAUCUCUAUGGGCGCCUAUCUCUAUGGGCGCCUAUCUCUAUGGGCGCCUACCUCUAUAAGCGCCUAUCGCUUUGGGCGCCUAUCUCUAUGGGCGCCUAUCUCUAUGGGCGCCUAUCUCUAUGGGUGCCUAUCUCUAUGGGCACCUAUCUCUAUGGGCGCCUAUCUCUAUGGGCGCCUAUCUCUAUGGGCGCCUAUCUCUAUGGGCGCCUAUCUCUAUGGGCGCCUAUCUCUAUGGGCGCCUCUCUCUAUGGGCGCCUAUCUCUAUGGGCGCCUAUCUCUAUGGGCGCCUAUCUCUAUGGGCGCCUAUCUCUAUGGGCGCCUAUCAUGGGCGCCUCUCUCUAUGGGCGCCUAUCUCUAGGGGGGCACCUAUCUCUAUGGGUGCCUAUCUCUAUGGGCGCCUAUCUCUAUGGGCGCCUAUCUCUAGGGGCGCCUAUCUCUAUGGGCGCCUAUCUCUAUGGGCGCCUAUCUCUAGGGGCGCCUAUCUCUAGGGGCGCCUAUCUCUAUGGGCGCCUAUCUCUAUGGGCGCCUAUCUCUAUGGGCGCCUAUCUCUAUGGGCGCCUAUCUCUAUGGGCGCCUAUCUCUAUGGGCUCCUAUCUCUAUGGGCGCCUAUCUCUAUGGGUGCCUAUCUCUAUGGGCGCAUAUCUCUAUGGGCGCCUAUCUCUAGGGGUGCCUAUCUCUGGGUGCCUAUCUCUAGGGGCGGCUAUCUCUAGGGGCACCUAUCUCUAUGGGCGCCUAUCUCUAGGGGCGCCUAUCUCUAUGGGCGGCUAUCUCUUUGGGCGCCUAUCUCUAUGGGCGCCUAUCUCUAGGGGCGCCUAUCUCUUGGGGCGCCUAUCUCUAUGGGCGCCUAUCUCUAUGGGCGCCUAUCUCUAUGGGCGCCUAUCUCUAGGGGUGCCUAUCUCUAUGGGGCGCCUAUCUCUGUGGGCGCUUAUCUCUAUGGGUGCCUAUCUCUGGGGGCGCCUAUCUCUAUGGGCGCCUAUCUCUAUGGGCGCCUAUCUCUAG